AUGGCUGCUGUACCUCAAGCCCCAGGAGUGCCGGGACAGAAUGGUCAGCAAAGAACGCUGGCUUCAUACCUAAGAUACGUGCUGGUUGCAAUUGCACUUUUCAAUGUCAUCAAGAAAACUUUUGAUUCUCCAAAGACUGUCAAUCCAUUAAGACCAGUCGAAGGCGACCUGGAUACGAGAUCACUAAGCUUUUCUCAAAGGCUCUCUCGUCAUAUUUUAAAUGGAGCUCUUGAAAAGAAGGGCAUGAAGGCAGAAGACUUAAAGAAAAGUAAACAAAGAGUAGCUUAUGAGCAAGGCCUUAAUUUGCAUCCAAUUGAAGGAGAUAUAUUUGUUUUUCAUCAACCACCGGUUCUGGAAAUGGCAAACAUAACUUCAACUGUGUACAUCAAUGGAACAAUUCCAGAGGAAGUGGAAGAAGAAGUCCCUACAAGAGAAUUCCUCGUUUAUGGCAACUCCCAGUUACCACCCCAGCUAUUUUCACCAGCUUUGGGUCCGGAGGAUGAUUUACAAUUCGAAUUUUUCAUAAACACGAAUAAAACUUUUGAGCGUGAAGACUACCAUUCCCAAGGGAAUUGGAAAUUGCGAGGAGGGAUUAAUAACAUAUAUGCUAAUACUAUCCCAUGGGGGUCGCUAGAAUAUAGUUAUAUCUUGCCAGAAGAUUACAACAGCGAGCCAAUCUAUUUGCACCUUUAUCUUUCCAAAGAUAGGUGUUACAGCACUGAUGACAAUAGCAAUGACGUGUGCGAUUUCCAUGGCAAAAGAACAAUCGAAUUAACAUAUAUGUCCUCAAAGACUAGGGAAAAUGACAUGCAAGAGUCAAUGAAUAGUAAUAAUGCGAUUGAAAAGGACAAUCUGUCGAAUGAGGACGGUAAAUCGCUUUAUUACUACCCUCGUAUCGAAAUCUUGAUUGGAAAGCCAAUUGGGAUCCUGACUGAAGCGAACGUUCCUAGCUAUCUCAAGGGUUUGAUGGCAUUUGAUGAAAGUGGCAGACGCGACAAUACUACUGGGAUGGCACAAGCCUAUUUCCCUCCUGUUUUGCACAACAACUUAAUGCGGAAAAGUGAAGAUGUGAUUGAGCUCAAUUCCAGCAUAAGCAUCUUGCCAGUUUAUUUGACAGUCAAAGUUCCGAAACCAUGGAAAUUCUAUUCGAUAGCUUACGUACAGAAUUCCUUGAUGGGUGCAUCCGAAGUUUUUGAUGCAUAUACUCCUCAGUUCCUGAAAAAGCAGUUUGGGUUCAUUUAG
Messenger RNA from Lachancea fermentati, 1242 nucleotides. The record is from the annotation of a GenBank genome assembly. NCBI's taxonomy places the organism in Eukaryota, Fungi, Ascomycota, Saccharomycetes, Saccharomycetales, Saccharomycetaceae.